UGCCCAUAAAAUUCAUCCAAAGUAACUAAAUCUUCUUGUUACAUUAGUAAUACCCCCACACAAAAAAAAAUGACUACAAAUUUUGCAACUUAUUUGUGCUUUACCUUAGCAAUUCUAGCACUUGCCCAAAUGUGCUAUGCACAAAAUUCACCACAAGACUUUGUUGAUGCCCAUAAUGCUGCUAGGGCUGCAGUGAAUGUUGGUAACAUUCAAUGGGAUGAUCAAGUGGCGGCUUAUGCCCAACAAUACGCCAACCAACGAAUCGGUGAUUGCGCCGGGCAACAUUCUGGAGGGCCCUAUGGAGAGAACAUUGCCGGUGGCGGUAGUGGUGGAUAUGAGUUAAGUGGCAUAGAUGCUGUAAAUAUGUGGGUUAGUGAGAAGGUUAACUAUGACCAUAAUUCCAAUAGUUGUGCUACUAAUAAAGAAUGUAGACAUUAUACUCAAGUGGUUUGGCGUGACUCGAUUCGCCUUGGUUGUGCUAGAGUUUUAUGUAACAGUGGUGGAAUUUUUGUCAUUUGCAACUAUGAUCCACCAGGCAAUUUCAUAGGCUCAAGCCCUUACUAGACUUACAAUUACAAAUAAAACUUAUUAAACUAGAUAAAUGUAAUUCAGCUCACUAGAGCAUUGGUGAUACCGGAUUAGCUAUAUUGAAUAAUCUUUGAUUCCUAUUAUGUAAGGUUGUUUGAAGAAAAAACAGCUAAAUAAAACACAUACUAGUCGAUAUAAAUACUAAAUCAGCUACAAGUUAUUUAACUCAUAUUUAUAAUUAUUAAGUUUAGAUAGUUU
Beta vulgaris subsp. vulgaris (sugar beet) is the source of this 786-nucleotide messenger RNA. Its product is annotated as pathogenesis-related protein PR-1 type. Lineage: Eukaryota; Viridiplantae; Streptophyta; Magnoliopsida; Caryophyllales; Amaranthaceae. The transcript has a single exon. The record is from RefSeq and is a predicted model, not a curated record. Bases 70 to 564 code for a protein of 164 amino acids. Gene Ontology annotation, cellular component: extracellular region.